AUGCAGGAUUCCAGAAUAACAUUGUCCCUAAACGAGAGAGAAAGAGAAAACCUGCUAGUACCUACCCCUGCAUACAGGCAGCCCAAAGCCCUCCGCAACAAAAACCCACUAGUACCUCCCCUUGAAUACAGGCAGCCCCUAGCCCUCGGCAACAAAAACCCACUAGUACCUAACCCUGUUUACAGGCAGCCCCUAGCCCUCUGCAACAAAAACCCACUGGUACCUACCCUUGAAUACAGGCAUCCCCUAGCCCUCUGCAACAAAAACCCACUAGUACCUAACCCUGUUUACAGCCAGCCCCUAGCUCUCCGCAACAAAAUCCCACUAGUUCCUACCCUUGAAUACAGGCAGCCUCUAGCCCUCCGCAACAAAAACCAACUAGUACCUACCCCUGCAUAUAGGCAGCCCCUAGCCCUCCGCAACAAAAACCCACUAGUCCCUACCCUUGAAUACAGGCAGGCCCUAGCACUCCGCAACAAAAACCCACUAGUCCCUACCCUUGAAUACAGGCAGGCCCUAGCACUCCGCAACAAAAACCCACUAGUCCCUACCCUUGAAUACAGGCAGCCUCUAGCCCUCCGCAACAAAAACCCAAACGAACAUAACCCUGUUUACAGGCAGCCCCUAGCCCUCUGCAACAAAAACCCACUGGUACCUACCCUUGAAUACAGGUAG
Mizuhopecten yessoensis (Yesso scallop) is the source of this 675-nucleotide messenger RNA. RefSeq names its product actin cytoskeleton-regulatory complex protein pan1-like. The record is from RefSeq and is a predicted model, not a curated record. The coding region runs from base 1 to 675 and encodes 224 amino acids. Lineage: Eukaryota; Metazoa; Mollusca; Bivalvia; Pectinida; Pectinidae. The transcript has a single exon.